AAAAAACAAAUAAAAAAUCAUAUAUACAUGUCCUGGGGGAGGCGACUAGAAUCGGAUUAGGAGGAGAAGGAAGAAGACGACGAAGAACGCCAUGGACGCCUACAAGCUUUGGGUGCGGACGAACCGGGAGUUCGUCCGCUCCCUCGAAUCCCUAGCCAACGGCAUCACUUGGCUCCUCCCCGAGCGCUUCUCCAACUCCGAGAUCGGCCCCGAAGCAGUUUAUGCGGUUUUGGGCAUAGUCGGAACCGUGAACCAGCAUAUAAUUGACACGGCGCCGCCUCCCGGGCGGGGGUUUCCGGUGAAGCCCGAGAAGUCGGGUUUUCCGUGGUCUUUGUUCGUGUCGAUUCUCAAAGAUGCGGAGACCGUGGUUGAAGUUGGUGCUCAGCAUUUGUUCGGGGAGAAGGGGAAGUGGAACUUCCUCGCCGUCGCCGAGGGAGUGAAGGCACUGGUGAGAUUAGCUGCUUUCCGCGAUAGCGGGUACAGGAUGCUUCUACAAGGAGGGGAGGUGGUGAAUGAGGAGAAGAUAUUAGAUGUUCCCGAAGACUAUGGUGGUGGUAUGAGGGCUAAUGGAUGGCCUGGUGGCUAUGUGAGGAAUGGUCAUCAAAAUGGGUAUUCAAAAAAUCAUAAUGGGAUUGUGCCGAAGAAUCUGGAGGGGAGAGCUAUGUCUGCACUGAGCAGGUUUGGCGAGAAUGCUAAAAUGGCGUUGGACCCGAUGUUGUUGAAUAGACUUCGACAUCCUUUUGAGCCUCCUGCUUUGGUGGUAGAAAAACCUACGCUGUCAAGUAUUUGGUCAGAGAAAGGGCUUUCGGGCCGUUUAUUUUUUGUUGGGGAGAUUCUCUCUAUCUUGAGACCGCUUAUAUAUGUGAUGUUCAUAAGAAAAUACGGGAUUAGAUCGUGGAAACCUUGGUUAGUGUCACUGGCUGUAGAUCUCAGUAGUAUGAGCAUCCUAUUGCAUGCUGCUAGUCGACCUCACAGAGUCGGAGUGAAAUUUUAUCAGCUCUCUACCUCUGAAAAAGAUGAGUUAAAAAGAAGAAAGCUGAUAUGGGCGCUUUAUAUCAUGAGAGACCCAUUCUUCACCAAGUAUACCAAGCAUCAUCUUGAAAAGGCUGAUAGAUAUUUGAGCCCAGUUCCAUUAUUUGGCUUUCUCACUGCUAAGGUUGUAGAGCUAAUAGUUGGAGCUCAGACACGCUACACGUAUACAUCAGGUUCAUAAGGAUAAGCAAACAAUUACUGAGGCCAUUUUUCUCCUUGGUGGCCAUUAUGGAUUUGCUUCUCUUCAUAAUCUGGUAAAUGAACCGAGCUUCUCCAGUUAUGAAACACAAAUCCUUGUAUAGAUGUUUAGUUGGUAAUUAGGAUGAGGUAAUUUAAAAAGUGCGUUAUGACGUCUAUGGACUGCUAAACUAGGCCACCAAUCGUUAUUCCUUGAAUGGCAUCUGGAAUUUCAAUUAAACAUAUUAUUGAUGUAAUCAACUAACAUGUAAUAUCAUUAUCAAAUAUAUAGGAAACACCUUUGAAAGAUGCAUGGACAAAGUGAUUAUCUUUCAAUCGUUUAGCUGUACUCUAUCAAAUGAAGGAUGCAAUGUUGCUCAACCGUCUGUUGUCUUGGUUUGACGUGAGAAGAUUCACUACCUUUUUUUAUAGAGGAAGACAUAUCUUGGUUUACAAAUUUUUGGCAUAUUUUGGUUACUACUUGCUUUGUUAAUAGGAGUUUGCUCACACUUAUGUAAGAUGUCAGCAACUUUUUGCUCUAUAGUACUUAAUUUGUUGGCAGGUAAUAAAUUAUUUCUAAUA
This is a messenger RNA of Ananas comosus (pineapple), 1791 nucleotides long. Its product is annotated as peroxisome biogenesis protein 16. The coding region runs from base 92 to 1213 and encodes 373 amino acids. The record is from RefSeq and is a predicted model, not a curated record. NCBI's taxonomy places the organism in Eukaryota, Viridiplantae, Streptophyta, Magnoliopsida, Poales, Bromeliaceae. The transcript is spliced from 8 exons. Gene Ontology annotation, biological process: peroxisome organization. Gene Ontology annotation, cellular component: peroxisomal membrane.